UCUCUCUCUCUCUCUCUCUCUCUAUUUCUUCAAGUUCUUUUUGACCUGUGUGGAUUCUGAAGGGUAUUGGCUUGCGGGUGAGUGAAUAAUGGCGGGGGGAGGUGAUGGAAAGUUGAGGGAGCUUGAUCAGACACCCACAUGGGCGGUGGCGGGUGUCUGUGCAGUCAUCAUCCUUAUCUCUAUUGCCUUGGAGAAGAUUAUUCACAAACUUGGACAUUGGUUUACAGAGAAGCACAAGAAGGCCCUAUAUGAGGCUUUGGAGAAGGUUAAAGCCGAGUUGAUGAUUCUCGGUUUCAUUUCACUAAUCCUGGUAUUUAGCCAAUAUUACAUCGCGGAUAUCUGUAUUCCCGUUAAAGCUGCUGAUACCAUGUUGCCAUGUCCUAAGCCUGACAAACCUGAUUCCAAAUACAAUGAAGAGGAAAAUCGUCGGAAGCUUUUGUGGUAUGAGCGUCGAGAAUUAGCCGGUGGUAAAUCUUCUGGUUGCAAAGAGGGGAAAGUGCCGCUUAUAACUGUUGAUGGACUGCAUCAAUUACACAUCCUCAUAUUCUUCUUAGCAGUCAUUCAUGUGGUAUACAGUGCCGUUACUAUGGCACUUGGGAGAUUAAAGAUUCGUGGCUGGAAGCAGUGGGAGGAGGAGACUUCAUCCCAUGACUAUGAGUUUUCCAAUGAUACUUCGAGAUUCAGGCUUUCACAUGAGACAUCUUUUGUGAGAGCACAUACCAGCUUUUGGACCAGGAUUCCAUUAUUAUUUUACAUCGGAUGCUUCUUUCGACAAUUUUUCAAGUCUGUUAGCAAGUCUGACUACUUGACCUUGCGGAAUGGAUUCAUCACUGUCCAUUUGGCCCCCGGAAGUAAAUUUAACUUCCAACAGUAUAUCAAGAGGUCAUUGGAGGAUGACUUCAAGACAGUUGUGGGAGUCAGUCCGGUGUUAUGGGUAUCAUUUGUGGUUUUCUUGCUUCUAAAUGUUGAUGGGUGGAGAGCAUUGUUUUGGGCGUCCUUAAUUCCUAUGAUCUUAAUCUUAGCUGUGGGAACAAAGCUUCAAGCUAUUUUGACAAAGAUGGCUCUUGAAAUCACUGAAAGGCAUGCAGUGGUCCAAGGAAUGCCUCUUGUGCAAGGGUCAGACAAGUAUUUUUGGUUUGGUCGGCCCCAGUUAGUUCUUGAUAUUAUCCACUUUGCUUUAUUUCAGAAUGCAUUCCAAGUAACAUACUUUUUGUGGAUAUGGUACGAGUAUGGGCUGAAAGCUUGCUUCCAUGAUAAUUUCGGGCUGUUAAUUGCGAAAAUUGCUCUAGGGUGCGCAGUCCUAGUUUUAUGCAGCUAUAUUACGCUUCCACUAUAUGCCCUUAUAGUUCAGAUGGGUUCACACAUGAAGAAAUCUAUCUUUGAUGAACAAACAUCCAAGGCCCUUGAGAAGUGGCGAAUGGCUGUUAAGAAGAAAAAAGGGGGAAAGGCAGGAAAGUCCCAUACUCGAACUCUUGGUCAAGCAAGCCCUGAUUUGUCGAUGGGUUCAACUGUGAACUCCUCUGGAGCCACCCUUCAUCGCUUCAAGACCACAGGUCACUCCCAACUUUAUGCACACGAGGACCAGGAGAUGUCUGAUAUGGAAGCAGAUCCAUCUUCUCCCAUGUCAUCGACAACCACUUUGAUCUUAAAAGUCGAUCAUGACGAUUCAGAAACUGAAACAAGUGUACCACACCAUAGGGAAGAGACCAAGAAUGAAGAGGACUUCUCAUUUGUGAAGCCUGCUCCACAGAAGUGAAGAUCAUAGUAGUAAACAGAUGUAAAGCUAGUAUGAUUCCCCCCCCCCCCCCCCUUUCUUCCUGUGUUUUUUGAACACAUUUUAUAAUUUUUGGUGAGCCGCGUGGUUAAAUGUAGCGGAAUUUCUUGUACAUUUGGCAUACCUUUUCAUUGAUUAUAGUUUUAAAUCGACAUUUUUUUUCCUACAUUGUCUAAUAAACCAGUAGAGCUGAAUGUUGAGCUUGUACUUUC
Messenger RNA from Ilex paraguariensis (yerba mate), 1986 nucleotides. The record is from the annotation of a GenBank genome assembly. NCBI's taxonomy places the organism in Eukaryota, Viridiplantae, Streptophyta, Magnoliopsida, Aquifoliales, Aquifoliaceae.